AUGACAACAUCAACAGAUGAUCCAUUCACAAUGGACGAAGAUCUAUCAGAGCUACCGAAUAACGAAGAAACGUCAGUCACAACAGCUACUAAUACAUCAGAGACAAGCAAUGGGAUUCGAGAUCCAAAUUAUUCAAUUCACCAAUCACCCAAUUCCAUAUACGUUGAUACAAAAUUAAUACGAUCCAAAUUGGAUCAAAUCAAAUUAGAAGAAAAAGAAACCAAUGCAACUACAACAGAAGAAGAUGAUGAGAAAACUUAUGAUGAAGAUGCCGAUGAUAAAUUAGAUUUACAACUUCAGAAACAAUUAUUGAAACAAUAUAAAGAUGAACAUAAACAAAAUGAUGAAAUAGACUCAAAUAAAUUUAAUUUUGAUUAUAAUGAUGAUCAACCAUUAACUCCACCUGAAAAUUUUGCAUUAGUAAUAGGUUCAAUCUAUCGAAGUUCAUUUCCACAACCAAAUAAUUUUUCAUUCCUAAGAGGAUUAGGUUUAAAAUCAGUUUUAUGUUUAAUACCAGAGGAUUAUCCAGAACUUCAACAACAAUGGCUACAAAAUGAAAAUAUAAAAUUAUUUCAAUUGGGGAUGUCAGGAAAUAAAGAACCAUUUGUUAAAAUAUCAUCAGAUUUGAUCACUCAAGCUAUAAAAAUUGUUUUAAAUCCAGAAAAUCAACCAAUAUUAAUACAUUGUAAUAGAGGAAAGCAUAGAACAGGAUGUUUAGUUGGAGUUUUGCGAAGGUUACAAAAUUGGUCAAAAACAAUAAUUUUUGAUGAAUAUAGGAAAUUCGCUGCACCAAAAGAAAGAUCAAUGGACCAACAAUUUAUUGAAUUAUAUGACGAUACGGAACUAAAACAAUUUUGCAAUGAAAGAAAUCUAAUUCCAUUAAAAUGGGAUUAA
Messenger RNA from Lodderomyces pseudojiufengensis, 894 nucleotides. RefSeq names its product putative tyrosine protein phosphatase (gene SIW14). Gene Ontology annotation, molecular function: inositol diphosphate tetrakisphosphate diphosphatase activity; phosphatase activity. Bases 1 to 894 code for a protein of 297 amino acids. Gene Ontology annotation, cellular component: cytoplasm. The record is from RefSeq and is a predicted model, not a curated record. Lineage: Eukaryota; Fungi; Ascomycota; Pichiomycetes; Serinales; Debaryomycetaceae. The transcript has a single exon. Gene Ontology annotation, biological process: protein dephosphorylation.